Molecule: messenger RNA, 1956 nt
Organism: Cryptomeria japonica (Japanese cedar)
Lineage: Eukaryota; Viridiplantae; Streptophyta; Pinopsida; Cupressales; Cupressaceae
Product: L-type lectin-domain containing receptor kinase IX.1-like
Exons: 1
Coding region: 1-1956 (651 amino acids)
Biological process (GO): protein phosphorylation
Cellular component (GO): plasma membrane
Molecular function (GO): protein kinase activity; ATP binding; carbohydrate binding
Source: RefSeq, a predicted model, not a curated record
AUGGCUUGUUUGUUCUAUCACGCAAAUACGGCCAGUAUUUCAGAAAGAGGUCUAAGUUUUAAGUUCCCUGAAUUCAGCGCUUUGGAAAGAGAAGGAAUUGAUAUUUUGGGUGACGCUGCAGUCUCAGAUAAUAUUGUCUAUCUGACAAAUAGCAGCAUAGAAUAUGACAACCUGAAUCAAUCAUCAGGCAGAAUUGUUUAUAGUAGGUCGAUCCAGCUUUCGACAAUGGCCAAAUUCAGCACUCACUUUGUCUUUUCUAUGGACUCUAAUGAUUCUCAGGGCGACGGAAUAGCCUUUUUUCUCUCAUCUGAAGGAUACGCUUAUACUAUUCCACAAUUCAAAAGCGAGGGAUUGUUUGGUCUUGUUGGAGAUAAACAUGAUGUGAUACCUGCUGUGUUUGCUGUAGCAUUUGAUAGUCUAGAGAACAUUGUGGGAACAAUUGGGCAAAAUUUCUCACACCGCCGUUAUUUGCAACAGGCUAAUGUUCCUGAUCUGCACAAUGGGACAGUAUGGAAUGCAUGGAUUGACUACAACAGCCAAGCACAAAUUCUCAAAGUAUAUCUUGCUAGUGGUUCUCAAAGUUCUAAAUCCCACCGAAAUUGCGUUUUAUCACAGCGCGUAAAUUUUUCUACAUAUUUCAGAGGAAAUAUCAAGAUAGGCUUUUCGUCUGCGGCUGUAAACUCGAAUGAGACCCACAUAAUCUUUUCUUGGGGUUUCAACAGCAGUACAAAUGGUUCAGAGAUGAGCUCCAAGGGAAAAGGCCGGAAAAAAAUAAGCACUACUACAAAAAUAUUUCUGGGUGUUGGAUCUUGCAUCGUGGCUUUUAUCGCAGGUGUUCUGUGGGUCUACUUUUCUUUUCACAGAAGAAAGAGAGCUGCAUCCAUCACAGGACAAAAGUUAGCAGACAUGGAUCUUGAUAGCGUUCUACACCACAUUCCCAGACGGUUUAAGCUGGAUGAUCUAAUAGCUGGAACUAACAAUUUCAGAGAAGAUCAAAAGCUUGGGCAGGGAGGAUUCGGAGGAGUCUACAAAUGCAAUCUUGUUGAAACAAAUGAGAUUGUAGCUGUAAAGCGCAUCUCAGAAGGUUCAAGGCAAGGGAUUAAGGAAUUCAUUUCAGAAGUGAGUAUUGUUAGUCGUCUGAGACACCGAAAUCUUGUUCAACUCUUGGGAUGGUGCCAUGAGAGAGACCAGUUGCUGUUGGUCUAUGAAUAUAUGCCUAAUGGAAGCCUAGAUAGACAUAUUUUCAGAGGAGGAGAAAAAGAAGCAACAGCAGAAAAAAAGGAGCCUCAAGUGCUGCAAUGGAGUAUCAGAUACAAAAUAGCUAGUGAAAUAGCAAGUGCACUGCUGUAUCUUCAUGAAGGAUGGGAUGAAUGUGUUGUACAUAGAGAUGUAAAAUCGAGUAAUAUUUUGUUGGAUAGCAAUUUCAGUGCAAAGAUUGGCGAUUUUGGCUUAGCGCGCAUGGUGGCUCAUGAACGUCUGGCUCAGACUACCCAAGCUGCAGGGACAUUGGGAUACUUGGCUCCUGAAUCUGUGGCAUCUGGAAAAACUAGUCCUGAAUCGGAUGUUUACAGUUUUGGGGCCGUGGCUUUGGAAAUAGCCUGUGGCAAGAAAGCAAUAGAUGUGAGCUUGGUAGAGUUUGACAUGCGGCUUGUAGCAUGGGUAUGGGAUCUGUAUGGUGGAGAUAGACUAUUGGAGGGUGCAGAUGUGAGAUUAAAUGGAGGGUUUGAAAAGGAAGAGAUGGAACGAUUGAUGGUGGUGGGGUUGUGGUGUUCUCAUCCUGAUGCUGGUAGUCGACCCAAAAUGAGACAGGUGGUGAGAUUACUCAAUUUUGAAGUUGCAGCGCCUGUUCUGCCACCUGUAAUGCCAGUACCAUCAUAUUCUCACACUUCAAUCACCACUGAGCCUUCCCUUUCAAUAGUAUCACAGAGUCUUGAUAUUACUUUGAGUCCAAGGUAA